CUCUUGUAAAGGGUCGCAAGGAAGCAGCCAGCUUGGGGGAUGGUAUUGCUCGCAGAGCUUGUCAUGGUAAAAGGCCCAGUCCCGGCUUCCUGAGCGAAUUGUUCGUUUGGGGGAUCUCUCCUGUACAGGUCAGCCUUUCCAGGGCUGCUGCAUUUUCUUCUCUUUCUUGUCAGUAGCUGACCAUUGUUUGCUGCCUCUCUCGCUACACCCUUUGUCUUUAGCCCUCAUGCGUCUGCAUUUGUUAUUGCCAAUCUCAAUACUGUUAUUCUCACCUCCCCCCCCUUCCUAUCUCCUUUGUGCUCUGAGGACAUGAAACAUUGCAGCAGCAGAAGCCAAUGGCGCUAGUAAGGUAACACAGGGCUGCUGGAUCCUUUCUGCAGGAUGUGUGCCUGUGGCAGCCAGGAACAUAAAUAGCUUUUUAAAGGAUUACACAAUUUCAUUGCUAUCGCUAUCCACAGCAUAGGAACAGCCUAUCAAAUCCCCAAAUGAAACCUUCAUGUUCAGAGGCACUGUAUCCCUGAGCACCAAAUACUGGGGAGAAACCAGAAGGCAAGCUUGGGUCUAACUCGCAGCUUGUGAGCUUCCCAGAGGCUGGCUGCUGUUUGGAACAGAAUAAUAGGCCCUUGUUCUCAUUUGGAGGGGUUUUGUUCCUCCAUGAAUUUUUCAGGCUUUCCUGACCAAGCAAUGCAGCAAUCCCAACAAGCCCCAUUGAACUCCGUAUUCUUACUGAUUGGGCAAGUGCAGGAUAACUAGAGUUGCACAGGAAAUGAAGUCUAAAGAGUUUUGAGUCUGCUUGGAUGACUUGCUGGCCAUAGUUUGUUCGUAUGCAGAGAGGGGAUGGUUCUUUCCUAAUGUUUUAACACAGAGAAAUGGAUGACUGCUCAUAGCAGGGGUGGCUCCCUUGUGGUCCUCUAGCUGCUGCCAAGUUAUAGUUUCCACCAGCCCCAGGCAGCAUGGCUGAUGGGUAGGUCUGGGAACUGUACUUCUGCAACCUCUGACUUAAAGGUUCUGACAACCUGAAACACCAAUAUGUUUUGAUUGGGAUAAUUCUUAGAUUCAGUUGAAAGUCUUAACUUUCUUUCAUCAGAGUUUGAAAAAGCAUGGAACCAUUUCAGCGACAAGUAGAUGAGUGCAACCCUUUGAUACCAGGAUAUACAGGUAAAAAAACUGAGAGUCUUGGCCUGAGCUUUGUUCCCAUUUCUCAGCUGAUAACUUGGCAGAGAGCAAAAUAACAUGCUAAAAGGGGCAGCCAAAUAAUCAUAGCUUUUCACAUCGGCUCCCACUUUGUUUUGAUGCACUUUGUACUCAAUAUGGCAGUAAUAAACAGGAUUAUGAUUUUAGUAGCCUGUUAAAGCUAUCUAUUUGCUAUUGUAUGCUGUGAGGCAGGCACAGGCAACCUUCGGCCCUCCAGAUGUUUUGGACUACAGUUCCCAUCAUCCCUGACCACUGGUCCUGUUAGCUAGGGAUCAUGGGAGUUGUAGGCCAAAACAUCUGUAGGGCCAAAUGUUGCCUAUGCCUGCAGUGAGGAUUGACCCAGCACCCUAGUUUUGCCUGAUGAAUGAGGGAAAACACCUUUCAAUCUCAGGCUCUCUCCCAAGGGGUGGGAAGCUUAUGCGCCUCACGUCUACAAGUUGCUGGGCUACAACUUCCAUCAUCCCUGAGCACUGACUUACAUCACUAGCAGAGUGAUAGGAUGAGCCUCGAAUGCAGAACAACAGUAUUAUUGGUGAAGAGUAAUACUGUACAGUACACAAUACUAUCUAAAUCAGUCCCUUCAUAAGGCUGCUAAGUCUAGAGUCUACAACUACCUAACUGCGCCACAGAUUUCACGCUCCGCUCCUUACACUGUACUGAGACACCAAAACACAAGCACAUACCUAGCUCUCUUUCUGAAGAUCUGGAUAGCAAUUUUAUACUGGCAAAUUAGGCUCUCUUCUGCACUCAGUAUUUUUUAGAGUGUGUUACCUGCAGAGUGUGUGUGUGUGUGUGUGUGUGUGAGAGAGAGAGAGAGAGAGAGAGAGAGAGAGAGAGAGAGAAGUAUGUUGCUGCAGAAAUGCCUCUGAGUGAUAAUGAGAACUAGAAUGUUGUUAUGAAUUCUCUGAAUUCUCAGGGUACAACUUGGAGGGUGGUGGUAGUACUUUGAUUCCAUAACUAUUUUAUUGAAAAUUCUUACUAUGAAUUCUGCUGAGUUACCUUAUAUGACUGACAUUAUACAAUACCUUAAAUAAAAAAAAACAGAAAGCAUAACUAAAUAAAAUAGGCAGCUACAGUGGGCACACCUGCAAAAUCUUGCUAAUACAUGCUCUAUUCUAACAUACUUUAUUGUCUACAAAUGACACUGGCUGUUUUGGCAAACUAAAUGUUGAGACUCAGACACCUGCUAAAUUUCUAGUUGCUUGGGUAUAAAUCUCAGUGGUUGGUAGUGUGACAGUAGGCUUUGAAAUGCUAGGAAGGUGAUGGAAGGCUGAUGUUCACUUUCUUGUGAAGAAUUCCAACACUCAUCCCUACCCUCUGACUAAAAGCCUGGGAAUCAAAAGCACCCAGGUUUGCAGGCAUCAGACACUAAAUCAGUAUGCACGGCAGCUGCAAAACUUUGUGUCUGGAAACACCCAAAUUUCAUGUUGUGCAAAUUAAUCAAAUGGCAACAAAUGUCACAGUGACAAGCUGGCGAUGGGCAGGUAAGGAUGAUCACUCUGAAAAGGGCUGGAGCUGAAAGCCCACGUAUAUGACCCGCCAGGUCAUCCUUUUGACGCAUUUACUAUGAAUGCAACAGAAUGUUAAGUUGGCUCCCACCAUGGACUGUACGAAGCCUGUAUACACAAAUAAUGAGUAAACAGUGGGAUUAUCCUUAUGAUAGUCCUGGGGCUGCAGACACACACAAGAAGUUUUGUUGAAGGAAAGCCUAGACUAGUCCGCUGAUGGCUUCUUCAUGAUGCUUGUGAACUUCUGUUGCCCUUUCCAGGCUACAUCCCUUAUAGAUUCUACCGAAUUGGAACUAGCUUCGGAAACGAUUCUGUGUGGUGUGUGAAUGCGUUUCGUGAGGCUACUCAGAGAAAAUGUGACCAAAUGGAAGAACUGAGGCUCACAGCGGCUACAGCACCCCAGCUGCCACCUCUUUGCUCGAAUGAAGAAAUAAUAAACGUACUUGAUGACUAUAAUAGCAAACACCAUCCAAAUGUGCUGGGUAUAGUAUACCUCAUUUCUAAUUAAUUUGGGCUUAGGAUUCCUAAAAUACCUUCUCUCCCUUCAUAUCCCCAGCUCAUCCGUGUUCUCUGCAGGAGAGGGCAUACUGCAGGUAUUGUCUUGCCAGGAGGCCUGUUCCACUAUGAUACAGUUACUGGAGAUGCAGCUCUUGACCCCAAGUUUCUGCAGAGUAGCAGAGUCCAUGUUGUUUUCACAUCCACCCCAUACCUUUAAAGAACAUUCUUUUCCCCAAAGAAUCCUCAAAACUGUAGUUGACCCGUUACAGCUACAAUUCCCAGUGCCCUUAACAAACUACAGUUCCUAGGAUUCUUUGAAGGGGAGCCAUGCACUUUGAAUGUGCUGUAAGCAUAUGGUGUGGAGAGGAGGUGGGUCAGAGACAAGCUACCACUCUAGAAAACUCAUUGCACGUAGCACCCUUAGAGUCACCGUCAUAUGUGGCAGGCUUGAAUAUUUAAGGCGAGACUCAGAGGGGUGGGGGGUGGUUGCUGCAAGCUUGGUGACUGGUUUGCUAGACUGAGUUAAAGUGUAUGGUUCCCAUUCAAGAGGAAGCCUCCUUUUUUCAUGAUGCUUGCCCUCUGAGGAGAUACAGGGUUACAAAGGGAGCAGAUGUCAUGUUAGCAGUGAGCUAGCUUAGGGCAUGCAACUGAACGGGGGGGGGGGGGAGGAAGAAAAAGAAGCUUGGCUUGGCUUGGCAUGUUAUGUACGCAUUGCAGAUCUACAGAUGAAAUUUAGUUCCAAAUGAAACCUUCCACCCACCCUGAUAAGCAUAUCUAUCCACCAUGUUUGCCUGCUUCAACAUUUACACGAACAGGCUCUGUUCAAGGUGCUGUACAAGGCGCUGUGCAGUUUGGGACCAGGAUUCCUAAAAUACCUUCUCCCCCUUCAUAUUCCCAGCUGAUCUGUGUUCUCUGCAGGAGAGGGCAUCCUGCAGGCAUUGUCUUGCCAGGAGGCCUGUGCCAUACAAAGUUGGUCUGUUCCACACCUACUUUCUGGAAGUCUCACUGGCUACAUAUGAGACAGGUGCCAUCUCUUCCAUCUUCUUGUCUGUUGAAAACUUUCACCUUUAACAAGCCUUCUAAGUCAAGAACUUUUUUAUCCUAGUCUGCAUCUGUAUUGGAUAUGAAAUUGUAUUUAUAUAUUUAACUUUAAAAAACCCCACAAAUACACACAUACACAGGUCUUGUGAAAUUGCUUCACAAUUCUUCAUAAGAAAUGCUUCAUGACUGAAAUUAAUUAAUUAAUAACAACAGACCCAGGGCAUCAUCUUUAGCCCUAACCUGAAGCAUGAGCACCACCUUUAAUGCUUUAGCGAUUCCAUCUCUGUCUCUUAAAAGAAACCCGCAAACUGGUGGUUGUGCCACUGAUGUAACCUGACCUUAGAUCAGGGCAUGUUCCACUUGUGGCUAUACCACUGUACUGUUUUGUUCCUGGGCCUGACUAGCCCACAUCCAGGUCUUGAAACAAACUUUCCUUCUUGACUCUGUUUCCUAACUCCCUCCAGUGUGGUGUAACAGAGAUAAGUCUGAGCUUUCAGCUUUCUGCCAUAGGACAGAUUUCCAUCUUCAUUCCUGUAACUUGGUAAGUUGAUUGAACAGUGGAGUAAAAGUUCUGUUGGAUGUGAGUCAUUGCACACACAAAAAGCUGUCUGUGAAUGUUUUCUCUUCUUUUCUUUUUAACAGAAUGUGGAAACUUUUAGGCAGUUUUUCAUUUUCUUUUAAAGCAAAACACUGACCUUUGUUCCUCUGCUGUCGUGCACAGAUGACAAAUUCUAGUAUCAAAAGCAUUUUUGCUUUGCCAUAGGGGGAGCUCCCGGCAGUGAUCCACAUGUGGCCUGAACAUGGGAAGGCAGAGGAGAUCUUAAGUCUGUUUUGAUGAAUUGUGGUGGUUAAGGGGGUAAUGACGGUUCCCUCUUUGAGAAAAGUACCAGUCACUUUCUCCAGGUCUUUUGAGAGAAACUCUAUCUUUGCAACUAGCAGCACUAAACCAUGACAAAGGGCUCUAAUAGCUUUGUUAUUACAGAUGAAGAGCAACAGAAAUUGCUUUCUGUCCUGAGUUUUUUAUCUACAGCUACAUGGACCUGCUCCAUGACCUCUAAAGCUCAGCUGGAGAAAUAGAAAGGAAGCAACGUGCAUUUUGAGUUAUUUCUUCCGAAAGGGAGGCUUCAGACUUGUAGAAACCUAAUAUGCAAGUACCAUAAGACUUGCAAAAAAAUAUUGCAGUGCGAUUUACUUCCAUUCAGGAUGUUCCAUUCCAUUCACCUUCUUAUCUGCUUUUCUGUCUCCCCACAUCAACCACAACAGUUGGUCAGCUAUCCAUGGCCACUGAGUCUUCAUUGGGCUGUUUGGAGUCCCCCCCAAAUUAUGUUUGUACUUUUGCAAAAUUUGGUCCUUCAAAGCCUCCUGAUACCUUCCUGUUGUACAUGGGUCAUGGUAUUUUGGCUGUGCUUGAAUAAUUUAGAUUGCUAUUAGUAUAUAUGAUUAUCUAGCAAAUUUGCCAUAACACAGACUGAUACCCAUGGUUUUACUUACUACCUAGCACAGUGGAAUUUGCUAUAGGCUCUACUCUUGCUGGAGUGCAGCCAGCACUGGGUGCCUCUACAUACUGUAAAUGGAGAACUAACAGUGCUUGCAACUUCUAGCUUUGAACCUUCCUUAGGACUUCUUCAGUGGUCUUCUCUCAGGAUAUUCGGAUUCUUGAUCCAGCCCAUGAAUUAUAUAGAACUGUUAUUUCUCUUUCUCACUGAUGGGAAUUGUAUACAGCUCUUUCCCACUUAGACCCUUUCUCUUGAAACUGGAAUGUUUUAAAGAGCACCUGUCUUUCUUCCUGUAGUAAAUUCUUUGCAAUGGUUGGCUGAGUAUGCGAUGGUGGAGUAAUACAAGGUUUCACAGAUUUCAGGCUUGUCAGAUCUACUUCAUGUUUUCGUAGAACCCCAAGAUCUACCAACCAGAUUCAGGCGAAAAAGACUUGGUGCAAGUUAAAGAACAUUGCUAAUGCAAUGGACCUCAUUUGUGUCAUUCUCCUCACUCUAUGUAGGGUUAUUUUUAGCCUCUGUAAGCUUUCAAUUAAUGCCCCAUUUCAUCACUUUGUAUUUGGUCUUUGGUAAGCUCUACAUAAUUGCAUACAGAGUUGUGUGAGCUUGUGUUUCUUUAUUUAUCUGUAUUCCUUUGUGUUGUGUUUUGCCCAUUUCAUCACUUUGCAGGGCCUGUGGAAACAAAAAGGAGUCUACUUGAGCCACCUAUUCCAGGCUGGACUGGCUUUGUGCCCAGGUCUAAGGUUACAGAGUUUGGUCACGGAGCUCGCUACCAUGUGAUGGCAGAAAAUUGCUAUCGAGAUUUUCAGAACUCCUUGGACAGAGCCAAACAGGAUCCUGCUACCAAGGAAUCCAUGUAUGUUGGCAUAAAGAUCUUUCACUGGGCUGGGCUGCAGCCGAGAAAUCAUGUGGAUAUAAUGUUACAUAAUGUUACUCAUUCAUCUAUUCUCAACUAUUGUGUUAUUUUUAUAUCUUUUCCUCCUAUUAUUAAACACCUUGAUCAUUUUGCAUGAGCAGCUGUUAGCAUGAUAAGACAAGAUCUUUGUCGCUGUGAAUCCUACAAGACCUGUCUCUCAGGAUGAUGAGAAACUAUCAGGGUGGAAAUAGUUUAGGGGUUUUUGUUGGUUAUAUUUGUGGUUAUAUUUUUGUAAUUAUGAAUAACUUUUGAUGUUGUGAGUCAUGAGUCACCUUGAACAUGGCUUAACUAGUAUGGAAAUAAAUGAUGAUGGGUGAAAACAUAGAAAAUCUUGGAUAUAAAUUUCAAAUGUCAGGAUUGGGGACACUUCAAGUAUGGUUGGACUCCAACUCCCAUCACCCUUAGCCAGCAUGGCCAAUGGUCAGGGAUGAUGGGAACUGUAGUCCAACAGUAUCUGGAAGACCACAGGUUCCUCAUCCUUGUUCCAGUAUAAUCCACCAUAGGUGUAUUAAAACAAACAAACAAACAAACAAACAAACAAACAAACAAACAUUGUGAAUGUAAGGUGGCAAAAGCUUCCCAUGUCAAAAUGGUGCCAGGCUGACCCUUAUGUCAUGAUGCUUCAUUGGUACCAAGGAUUGGAGGGAAGAAGUUUGUUUUAGAUCCAGACACACACUGCUUGCUGCUGUUGUUCCCCUAUAAAACAUCAAUGUCAGGCAGAAAAUCCAAAUGGAAUGCAUUUACUCUGCCUCUAUGGAGCAGGAAGCAAGAAAUCCAAACUCCAUUGGCUACCAAAUCCAGCCAAUGAAUUGCGGACUUGCAUACCAUCCAAUAUUUCUCUGAUGAAAAUAGUGACGUGCCAUUCCAUAAUGAUAAUUUUACUAUUUAUACCCCAUACAUCUUAUUGGGUUGUCCCAGCCACUCUGGGCAGCUUCCAACAUAUAUAAAAACAUAAUAAAACAUUAAACAUUAAAAAAAAAACUUACCUAUACAGGAUUGUCUUCACAUUGGUGGGGGUUGGGUAACUCCAUACCUUCCAACAUUUCUCCAGUGAAAAUAGGGACAUCCUAAGGAAAAGUCAUCGUCGUCAUCAUCAUUUUAUUUGUAUGCCGCCUUAAAAACAAUGCUCAAGGUGGCUUACAACAUGACAAGAUUUACAUAAUUACAAAAGUCAUAAACAAUAAAUAAAACACAUAAAAAAAAAUACACAACCAAAUGGAAAACAGUUUCCACAUAAAUCAAAAUCUAAAACUAUGAAUACAGCAUUAAUAUCACAGUUUAAAAUGACAUAGGUAAAAAAUAACAGCAAUUUAAAACAAACAAACAAAACCCCAAAAUGGAGCCCUCUCUGCCCAGCAGCAGCGGCAGCAGUACUUUAUGGAGCCCGUCAGGCCCCACCCUAGGCCAUAUGGUGAGUGGCAGGACUGGGGCCCCCAGGCGCUCAGCAGGGGAGUCCUCCUGGGUAGCAGCAGCAGCAGCAGCAGCAGUUCUUAUAUGGCCAAAAGUGGGACAUUCCAGGAUCAAAUCAGAAACCAGGAUGGCUUCUCUAAAUCAGGGAUGCCCCUGGAAAAUAGGAACACUUAGAGGGUCUGGACUUGCUUUGCCAUAUGAAAACCAGAGACAUUCUGCCUUCCCAGAAGCAUUUGAUAAGACUAUCACAUGCACUGUUUCAGUCAUAUGCAAAGCUGCACAUAAUAUGUUGAUACAGUCAAGAAAGUUGGAGAAUGGCAAGCACCAAAACAUCAUUUAUUUUAUUUAUUUUGUAGGAAAGAGAUCCCUGCAACCAAACUCAAAGAAUCACGCCCAUACCAGAGAUUCUACAGGCCGGAAGGGAUGAUGCCUAAGUAUACUGGGCAUAUUCCACGUAAGGCUUUAGGAUUGUAUUAUUUGAAACUAGCCACUUACUAUGGGCCUGUUCACAAGGCCAUGUUCACCUGUCUCAACUUUUGGAGAAGAAGAGAGUCAGCACCAAAAAAAAGCUGGUGCUUAGUGAUGAGAGGGGUAUUGCUCGAUUUGUUUUGGUCCUCAGAGAAAAAGGUUCUUUAUGUGCCUUGCUUGGGCAUGUGAGUUAAAAUAACUCAGUCAAAGGUUAUCAUGCUUUCUACUAUAUCUUCAUUGAGUUGAUUGAACAGGUGUUCUGAAGCAGGGCACACAAGAGCCCCUUUGCCUCCAAGGAAGACUGUUUUAGUCUUGUAGAAGUCAGUUGGCCCAUAUCCUGUUAUACUGGGCCCACCAUCUGUUGCUGAUACUACACCACACUUUGACCACUAUGAUCAGCAGAGUAUGCACAGCUCCAGCAAAGCCAUCUAGCAGAACAUCGGUGUCUUCCUGCUUUCCAGCCUUUUCCAGAGUUCCUGGUUAAGAAAACUCCUUUCCUACACAGUUCAGUUCAAAGUAUAAAAUGUUUAUUGCCUCAUGAUUCCUGUGUGUGUGCACAUGGGUUGUGCCCCCUCAAAAUUGUGCACCCACGGUUAUGGGCCCUGCUGCCUCCCACAUUAUCUCCCUGCAAGUACUCACCCUAUGGAUGGGAGCCCACCCAUAAACUGCAAUGAGCAUUUAGACCCCUUGACUGUACUUGUCACAUGGCUUUAGGCAUUGAAAUAGGCCUUUUUGUCUUGUAGAUGAACGUUCUGGCAUCGGAAAGACCUUUGGUAAUGUGAGCAGAAGCUGUUCUGUCUGCAAUCACCCGGAAGUGAGCUAUGGCAUUUAUCUUGAUAAGAAACGGAAGGCUGUAAAGUUUCAAGAACCGAUCAAGGAAGAAAAGAUCCCCUUAACUGCAGCAAACAAUUAAAAAUAUACAGAAAUAUCUGAGAUUAUAUGUG
This is a messenger RNA of Podarcis lilfordi (Lilford's wall lizard), 9472 nucleotides long. Lineage: Eukaryota; Metazoa; Chordata; Lepidosauria; Squamata; Lacertidae. The record is from the annotation of a GenBank genome assembly.